Rhododendron vialii is the source of this 2436-nucleotide messenger RNA. RefSeq lists its product as uncharacterized. Gene Ontology annotation, molecular function: RNA binding. Gene Ontology annotation, biological process: intracellular calcium ion homeostasis; RNA processing. The transcript is spliced from 4 exons. NCBI's taxonomy places the organism in Eukaryota, Viridiplantae, Streptophyta, Magnoliopsida, Ericales, Ericaceae. The record is from RefSeq and is a predicted model, not a curated record. The coding region runs from base 361 to 2319 and encodes 652 amino acids. Gene Ontology annotation, cellular component: perinuclear region of cytoplasm.
GGGAGUCUUGGAUUACAAAGUGAACAAUGACUUUGCCAAAAAAUUACGUCGUUUUGAGGGCCGCUGGUUGGAGAGUUUAGCUCACGGCAGGGACUCGGCGUUCCGUUUACCCACAGGCCACAGCCUUCACCUCCACUCUCCUCUCUCCUCUCUCAAGCAGUUGGAACCCUAGUUUCUCUCUCUCUCUCUCUCUCUCUGGUUUCUCAUUGAAGAAGAUCAGAAACCCUAGUUUCUGUGACUAUCUCUCUCCCGCUUCGUUUGUUCAGCGUCUCAAUCGCUAAUUCACCAGGGCACUACUCAGUCGAUUCGGUGAAUCAAAAGUUCUAAAGCUUUCUCAAAGAGAAUUGCUCUAGAAGGUUGAUGGAUCGACAGGCUCAUGAUUAUGCUGCUGCAAUGGCAUUUGCUCAGCAGCAGCAGCAAGCAGCUAAUAUUCAACAGCAGCAGCAAUUCGGUUUCCAUCCACAACACCAACAGUUUCCUCCAUCAGUUCAUGGCCCUCCUUUUCUAUCCCCACAUCCUUCUCUCCAGCAAUAUCCUUUCCCUCGUCACUUACAACAGCCACACCAACUCCACCCUCAUCCUCCCCCCCACCCUCACCACCUUCAUCUUCAGCAGCAACAGCCACCACCUUCUUUUCCUCCUCAUAUGCCCCCUCAUCUUGGUCCAUCACCUUUACUGGGUCCAUAUGAUUCUCCGCCGCCCCCUGUGGCUCCCCCAUCUGAUCCUGAAAUCCAGAAGUGUAUCGAUAAGCUUGUUGAAUAUAUUGCCAAAAAUGGACCUGAAUUUGAAGCCCUGAUCCGUGAAAAACAACAAGACAAUCCUGCUUACAUUUUCCUAUUUGGUGGUGAAGGGCAUAAUUACUACCGCUACAAGCUUUGGUUAUCAUCUCGGCCCCUUGGUGGGCCCUUCAACCCACCUUUCCCCUCAUCUUCUAUGAUGCAUCCUCCAAAUCCUAUGAUGAGCCCAUCGCCUUUGAAUGCUCCCCUUCUGGGUGGGCCCCAGCUACACCAACCUCCUUUUACACCACCACUUUAUGAGCAACAGCCUUUUGUUGGUCAUGGUCGACUAGAUUAUGAUCAAUCUUCUAGGCCAUUCAAAGGUCUCUCUGGACCUCUUCCUUCUGAUGUUGCAAUGGAACUGAAUAAUGUGCUUAACAGUCUCAGCGGAACCAAAGAGUCAAUCAAAGGUGCCAAGAUUUGGUUUAUGCAGAGGUCUCCUUUUGCACCAGCACUGGCUGAGGCACUUAGGGACAGGGUGUUUGUCGUGGAUGACUCGGAGAGACAAUUGCACAUAAUUUACCUUGCCAAUGACAUUCUAUUUGACAGCUUGCAGCGUAGGAUCAACCCUCAUGAGCUUGAUAAUGAAGCACUUGCAUUUAAGCCUGUUUUAGGGUCCAUGCUUGCAAGGAUUUUCCACAACCCUCACAACAAGGAGGAAAAUCAGUCACGGUUACAGAAAAUCUUGCAGUUCUGGGCUUCUAAGGAAGUCUAUGAUCAUAGCACUAUUUGUGCGUUGGAGAAUGAGAUGAUUGGUGGACCGCCGAAGAAUUUUCUUCCAGGGCCUCCGAAGGAUUUAUCUGCUGCUUCGACUGAUCCCUCAACUGCAGGAGUGCCGCUGCAGGGGCCGGUCCCACAUUUACUCGAUAAGGAACAUCCUGGUAAACAAAUUCCCUCUAUAGGAGCCGUGCCAUCAUCCCAGCAAUUUCUUCCAAAUCUGGUCCCAACUGGUACUUUUGCCGGGUCCCUGCCCAUGUCAUCAACUCAACCACCAAAUCAACAGGCUUCUGCUAAUGCUGGCGAAAAAUUACCCCCAUACCCUUUAUUCCCACCCGGGCUGAUUCCCGGAAUGGUUAGAAAGAUGCAAAUUGGCAGUGGGGUCCCUUACUCUCCCAUGAGCCCUCUGGAUAUCCCAACUAUGAUACCACCUUCCAAUGUAUCUCCAUCUGAAGUUCUUGAAAGGGUAUCAAAAUUCUUUAAGGAGAUUGGUGAGAUCAACCCUUCUGAGGGUCCCAUGAAAACAUCCGAUUCAGACGACGAUUACUAUGAAGAGAGAGAACCUCCAGUUCGAAAGGGAGGAGCGUGCAUACCUCCGCCGCCUAAUCUACAAGUGGACCCAGAAACUGGGACUUAUGCUGAUGGAAGUGUUGAUCGGAAACCUGGGUCCACUGCUUCCGGGAGGUUGGGACUGGGGGCCACAGCUGAUCCGAAUGAGAUUAGUCAGUAUGACGAUGUUUAUUCUUCUUAUAGGAAACAGAGAAGCACAAAUUAUCAUACGUCUAUGAGCGCGAGAGCUGCUACUACGACUACUACUACUAGGUAAGAAUCAGUUUGUUGUAUCCCUAUUUGUAGUCUUAAAGGAAAACUGGUCCUUUAAUUUUGUGUCGGAGUUGGAACAUUUUGCAAGUUUAAUGCAUAGGAGCAUGUUGGCAUUUUUCAA